UUGUGCGGUCGGCCAUUUUUGUUGUUUUGGAUGGUUUUGAUGAUAUCUUUGCAUUAUUUUCGAGUGAAAUGAUUGUUUUUAAUGCAUAUUGCCAAAUAUAGAAAGACAAACAGAUGGAUGCGUCAUUGGCACUGAUGUCAUACAAAAAUCGAUGACAGAUUUGAUGAAUUUAACACAAAAUUGAAUGAGGUCAAGAAAACAAACAUGUUAAACAUUACUCAAUUUCUGUCAAGUACGCUUGUGCUGAUAUUAAUUAUACUUCAUGGUGAUUUGUCUGCUGGAGCAAAGGGCGCACCAUACAAUGAGGAGGGUGUAUCCACAAUCACAUGUGCCUACUACAGCGAGAAUGAUCCAGACUGCAAGGAUGGCAAGUGCCCCAGGCCGUGCGAGGGAUCUCCAAAACCAUACUGCUUUGCUACAUGGAAAAAUGGCACAGAUGGUCAGAUAGAGAUUGAGAUGCAGGGUUGUUGGUCGGUGGAGGAUGACUGUAUGAAUGAUAGCCAGUGCGUCCAGUCCCCCUCCAUACAGCACCUCAACUUCUGCUGCUGCUCCGAGCCCUUGUGUAACAUCAAAGUGAAGAAUGUCUACUACCCUCCUACCUUGUCCCCACCCACCACAACAGAAAAAAAUGCCAAAGUGAAAAAGCUUAAGAAUGGGCAGUUAACAACGACACUGAUCUACUCAAUAGUUCCCCUGGUGGGUCUGGCGGCAGUGAUAGUGCUUGUUUUCUGGAUGUGGAAGCGGUUUAAACGCCAGGUCUACUACAGGCAGCAGUUGCCUACGGUUGACCCCACACGCGACCUCCCACCAUCACCGGGACCUGAACGCCCUAUAAAGCUGAUUGAAGUUCGGGCUCGAGGUCGAUUCGGGACCGUGUGGAAAGCCCAGCUUCAUGAUAAGCUAGUUGCCGUGAAAAAAUUCCCGUUACAGGAUAGACAUUCAUGGACAACAGAACAAGAUAUUUACAGAUUACCUCAUAUGAAUCAUGAAAACAUUUUGAAGUUUAUAGGUACAGAGAGAAGGGGGGAUAACUUGAGUUUAGAACUGUGGUUGAUCACAGAGUUUCAUCAAAACGGGUCAUUGUGUGAAUAUUUGAAAGGAAACACUAUAACUUUGAGUGAGUUGAUCAAGAUGGCCGGGUCUAUGGCUCGCGGGCUUGCUUUCUUGCAUGACGAGAUUCCUGCACUUGGUGACAAGGCUGCUAAGCCUGCUGUUGCACAUAGAGAUUUUAAGAGUAAAAAUGUCCUCAUUAAUACGGACCUCAGCUGCUGCAUAGCAGACUUCGGGCUGGCUCUCAAGUUUGAGCCUGGCAAGAACCCAGGGGAAACUCACGGCCUGGUUGGUACAAGGCGUUACAUGGCCCCAGAGGUGCUGGAAGGGGCUAUCAGUUUCAAUCGGGACGCAUUCCUGAGGAUCGACAUGUAUGCUUGUGGUAUGGUCCUCUGGGAACUCCUGGCAAGAUGCACUGCCACAGAUGCGUCAGUUGGCGAAUACCAGUUGCCAUACGAGGAGGAGGUCGGACAACACCCGACUCUUGAGGACAUGCAGGAGCUUGUUGUCAUCAACAAGGUCCGCCCCGCCAUCAAGGAGCACUGGCUAAAACAUACGGGUCUAGAACAGCUGUCAGCUACCAUGGAGGAGUGCUGGGAUCACGAUGCUGAGGCACGACUCUCGGCAGACUGCGUGCUCGAGCGCGUAAACCAGGUGGAGCGAAACAUGCUGACCUCAUCCCUCGUAUCACCCAGCAACACUGCCAUCAAUGCGCAACAACUGCAACCUCUGAUCAUUAACACUAACCAGGGAUUACCGCCAGUUACGCCUCUUGUGCAGACUAUUUAAGGCUCGUGUUAAGUGUCAUUAAUCGUAUAUAUUCAUUCAUGUUAUUAUACAUUUUUAUUAACAAUUGAACGCAGAUAUUGACUCAUUAGUCAAACUUGUUGGCUCAUACUGACUGACGUUACUACCUGAUUUUUACAAUGACUUAUUUAUAUGUAAUGUGUGAUUUUCUUUUUGUUUAAUGAAAUUACUUUUAAUUAUGAGAAUUGUUUUUCUACAUACAUCCUCAGUUAAGGGAAUGGAAAUGUGUUUGUUCUGUGGCAUUCAGGUAAAUCAUUUUGGAAACACGUUAUUUAGUGGAAUCUACUGCUUUUCAAUGAUAGAGAAGGAAUUUGUGUAAUGCUGAAGUGUGUUAUUCUGUUAGUAAUGUAUUUUAAUUACAAUGGGUUUGAAAAAAAUUACAGUUAAAAAAUGGCAUUUUAUCAAAUUUUUAUGCACUUCAAAAUGACUUAUUGUUCGUGAACAUCUGUCAUCAAUAAGCUGUCUAAACAGUUCCCAUAAGCUGCUAACAAGUGUGUUAAAUUUGUUUUAAAUGAUCUCUUUAACUAUUUUACAAAUAAAAAACCCUCUUGUGUUUUACAAUCAAAUAAUCGUUUAAAACAAUUAAUUUGAACCAUCACUUUUAUUUUUCCAUUUUUAUGCACCGGUUUCAAUUUUUUUGGCAGGUAAUAUUUAAGGCCAUGUAAAUGUAUUUUAAAGUAUUAUGGAAGUAUUUUUUAUAAGAAAACCAUGUUUUAAAUCUCAAUUUGCUCAUUUUAUCUCUUCCUAUACUGCGGCAAGUACCUGUUGUAAACCAGUCUUUUAAUUAUGAAUUGUAUUGAUCAUCAGUUGCAAACAUUUUGCGGAAAAAAACAGACACACCAAUAGGUUUUAUAAUUUUAUAUAAAAGAUAUGGGCAUAUGUAUAAAUCAAUAUUUAUCAGUUUAUAAAGCUAAAUUUGUUUCAACUUACAAAAGCUAUGUACUUCCAUUGUUUUGCAUUUUGUACAUGUAUAUUGAAAUUAUGUACAAAACAUUAUUAAUAAUGAGUAUUUUGGAUUGCUGAUUAUGUUAUUUUACAAGUAUGAAUGUUGAUUCGUUGUUGUACUAUUAUGUUGAUCAUGGCAUUAUUUAGAUAAUUGAAUUGUAGUUUGGCUGUGGAUUGCUUGAAUUUAGCGAGGGUUCGAUAUGCGGGAAUCAAUCAGUGACUGAGAUUUAAUGUAAUUUAAGAAUUAGAUUCCAAGUGUUUUGAUUGGCUUGUAAAAAUAGCCCAUCAAAAUAGGCUUGUCUAAGGUUUUAGAUAAGGAUUAUAUUAAAUAUGGCCACAUUGACCAGUUAUUUUUACAGUCCAAUUAAUACACUCUGAUUCUACUCUUUGAUUAAGUAGGUCAUUAAAAACAGCACAUGGUCUUAAAACAUCGUGAAUAUCUAUUAAAAAAUGUUUGUGCGUGUUUAAAUAUUGGAAUUGUGAAAUUUUGAAUUGGUCAAACUUAAACAAUAAUCACAAAAAGACCUCAUUAAAUUUAAGCGAUACACAGCAGUUUUUGCAUAACAACAUGUACCUCGUUACGAAGCAGCCUUGUAUUUUUGUAUCGUGUGGGGCAGUGAGUUUUUAUCAGGGCUUUUUGAAAUGAUUCUGUGAAUUGCUAGUUUUUUGUAACGCUUGAGUUCAAAACUUUUUUUUAACAUUUUACUCUUUCUAGGUUUAUUCUAGUGUUGAUUACUACUGUAAGUUGUAGAGUUUUGAUUAGGUAUGAACUUGGUGUUUUAAAUCUUAUAUUCACCUUUGUACUAGUAGGUUAAUUAAACAAUGUUUUAUUGGCAUUCAUAAACUCAAACUCAAAUGGUGACAUAUCUUGAUCUUUCGGGGUUAAACACAUAUAUUAAAAACACUGUAUUUGGGGGAAAAAAAUGAAGUAAUUUGUACCUAAAUACAUGUGACUAGUCUUCACUGGCAAAUUUACUGUGGCAACAGCUGUGUCAUAGGUUGUAAUAUCAGUCGCAGAUUGUGAAAACUUCUUUAUAUACAAUUAUAUAAAUGAUGUUAUGCAAAACGUGCAUUAUUUUAUUUAAUUAUAUAACGGUGUAGUUUUUCACGGUCUGUAUGUGAUGCUGCCAGCUAUGGCUGAGAUAGAGACUUAAAGGGACUCGCUCAUGUUUUUCAACCAAAAAUAAGUUUUCCCGGUUAUGCAUCUGAAAACACUUAUUUCAUCUUUAUUUUACUCUAUGCUAUCAAAAUUGCAGAAAGUUUAAGUAUAAAAAAUAUUUUGGUUUUAGUGGGCUGCGAACCCAGGCUUGUAAAAUCAAGAAAAUAUAGAUAACUGACACCUUAUCCACUAGGCCAUAAGGACUUGUACAACAUUACAUAGAUAUAUCAACCUUUUAAGAAUACAUUGAUAACAUCACAUGAUAGUGUGAAACAACCAAACAUGCAAUAAUAGAAUCACUCAAUGCCGUCAAUGCCUGAAGGGUUCCAGCUGUCAGAACCAUCUUAUAGUUUUAACACUCCUAAUGAUUUGCCCCACUUAAUUUCGUAAAAAAGAAGUGCAUUUUACAAACCAUGAGAGAGUCUCUUUAAAGGGACUCAAUCGCAGAUUUGAUGUUGGCAACGAUGUUUUAAACUGUGUUCAAAUUGAGUUUUUUUACCAUUUAUAUACACAAACACCAAACAGUUAGUGGCUGAUUCUCAUUUGUAAUGGAAUUUUGUAAAUCCAUAACUAACAAUCUUUGGCAAAAUAGGGCAUUGUUUUUCGCAUUAAAGGAACGACUAAGUUUAUCAUAGAAACACACAUAUUGUUAACAUUUCACACAAAACAAAAAAUAUGUCUGGCCUUUAUAAGUGUGAAUGUGUCACUUGAAUCGGCAAAACCUUUUUGCUACCUCAAUUACACAUUGUAACUCAAGAAUAUAUAUUAUACAUUAUAAUAAACUUUUCCGAUUUAUAUAGAUGCGUGUGUAUGAAAAAGGAAAAGUUAUUGUCAACAUCGAAUACAGAAACAUGUUUAUAGUUUACGAUGAUUGUAACCAAUACUGUCAGCAAUAGAUUUAUAGAGUGUUGGCACUUAUUUAAUGUUCCUAAUGUGAACAUUGUUAAAGUUCACUAUGUUAUUAACAACAUCGUUGUUAACUUUCAAACAUGAACUAUUAAAACAGCUUAAACAUGUAUCUCGAACCUUGUUAGAAAUACUUCAUAUCACAGGUGCGUCCAUAAAACCUCAAGGAUAAGAAAGAAUUAACUGUUAACAACGAUGACGUUAACAAUGUUGUUAACUUGAACAAAGUUCUUAACAAUCAGCCCCAUGUGUUUUGCUAAUACAUAGAGUUGUCAAGGUCAGCUUUUUUAUGAUAAUGAAUACAUAGGUAUUGUUGCCAUUUUCUUCUAAUAACCUCAUUGCAAAGUAGGGAAAUAUUGUUUUAUAAAGAUUUUAGUUACUUGGUUUGUGUGUAUAUAUACCUCAAAUUAUGCAGGGGAACUUUUGUUUGAAGUUCCUUUGAUGUAAUACGGAAAUACGAGCAUAAAUUCAUUGUAGUUUAAUCAUAUUAAUAUCUAUAAUCAGGUGUUGCUUUCAUUUUCAACUGUUGUGCUGAACUGGCCAGUAGCUAUGUUUUUGAGAAAUUCAUUUAGCCUUCGUUCAUCUCGCAUUGUAAAGUGUUGCAUGUACAUGAAACUAUGUGUAUUUACUUGACAGGAUAAAUGGAUUGUUUUUAACUUCUGCAUAAGCUUGGAGGUUAUAAAUGAUUAAAAAAAAUCAUUUAUAUUAUAUUACACAAUAGUCAUUUAAAGGAUUAUUUAAGCAUUAGAAUUAUUGUUGCAUUUAUAAUGUGUCUUUUGUUCGAUAAGUAUACAUUGUAUUUUUAAUGCCAAUAGGUUUACACAAUUAAUUUUAAUAUUACAUUGUGUACUUACAAUUUAAGAAGCAAAAUUUUAUAUCAGAGCUCAAUUAAACUGAUUGUUAAUAGCUGACUGUGGAUUUCAUUGACUGUUCAGGGUACUCAACUUGUGGAAGCCCAAAGUGACUUUUAAUAUGCAUAAAGAAGCUUCAAAAUGUACAUUGAAAUGUCUGUUUUAUAAUCAAAGAAGGGCAGGAACUAAGAUAUUAGACAUCAGUCACUUAUUUUAAUGCUUCAUUCUUCAAAUUUCUGUUUAUACAAUUUGCAUGUAUAAAGCUGACGUUUGUUAAGAAAAUAACAAAGACUAAAAUAAUGGGUUAUGUUUCCUUGAAAUUCUUAUUGCUAAAGUCAAACAUGUUUUGUUAUUUUUAAAGAUCAUUACAUUGAAAUUUCUGCAAAAUGUCCAGUUUUACAAAACAAAUACAUAAUAAGAUUUUCACAUUGAAUAAUAAGUUGUAAAAGUGAUUGUUUUUUGGAACAGCAGAAUAGAACUAGAAUGGACUGUGAACAGUUAAUGGAAUGCAGUGUCAGUGAUUGUUUGAAUGCAACCGGUGUAUUUUAUGGCUGGGAAUGUAGCGUAGUGUCACUUUUGUCAAUUGUAUGCAGUUUUUUCGGGGGAGUAACAGUUGCGGAACCAUGUUAACACUUCCUUCCACUCUUUUUAUAGAAAUUUAAAUAUAUAUGUAAAUUUAUAUUUGCUUUAAAUUUUUUUAUUAAUAAAUGCAGAGCAUUAUUUUGAAAUUGCGGUACAUAUUAUGACUACUUGUUUCCAAAUCCAUCAUUUUGUCAAAUGAAAUGGCUAUAUUGGGAUAGUAUGAAAUGGCAGUCAGGGAUAAAAAUCUUCUUCAUGGUGUAUUAAAGGUAGGCUUACAAGAUUGUAGUAAAUACUUAUAAUUUCAGGCAAUUAUCACAAUCUUGUAGGCAGCCCCUGUUUUGUAAAAAACAUUGUUUUGUUUAAAACAUCUAUAUUCAGUUACUUAUACAGGAAGGAUAAUAUUUUACCAGAUUUGUUACAUGGUCUGCAUAACCACAGUUAGCAACAAGUUUGCUAAACUCAGUGUACAAAAAUUUACUUGUUAAAAACAUUUUAUUGUUACUGCAAGGUACAACAUUAGCCCUUAUUUUGUCGUGAAAAAGAGUUUAUAAAUGUUGUCUGAAGAAAUGGAAAAACAGUUUUAAGUGAAGACUUCUUUAUAAUUGUGUCUUACUAUAGCCUUGACUUCUGGAACAUAUGUAGAAUUAUAUGAAAAAUAUGCAUUUUAUUGACUGUUUGUAUUGCAUUUUAUUGAUUGAGUGUGAAAAUAUUAAAACUGUUGAAGUAAAGGCAGGUUUUUAAUUUACUCCUGCACUCUUCCUAUGAUUAAUUGAAAAAUAAUUUGUAAAUUGUUAUGAAAUUUUUAUCACAUAAUUAUUGUAUAUGUAUGUAUUUAGACCUGUUUAAAUACCUCUAAGCAUUGAAUGACUUACUAUUCAUAUUUUAUCAUAUUUUGGCCAAACUUCAUGUUCUCAUUUAAGGUGAUUACGUUAUUUUAAAAAUGUGAUUGUACAAUGAUUUUUUAUAACAUUUCAAGUUACUGUAUGCGGGUUAUGAUAUUACACAUCAUUCAGUUAUGCUGUAAAUAAUGCUUUUGAAGGGUAGCAGUGUAAAUAGCAUUCGUUGUACAGAAAAAAAAAGCCACUUGACCCACCUUUCAAUGUUGUAUGCUAUAGUGUGAAGUUGUGAUGAUCAAUUAUAAUCGAGAAUUAAUUGGUCGGGCCUGAAACUGGAGACAAUCGAUUGUAUAAUACAGUAUUUGGUUAUAAUCGAUCAUCUAUUCAACCCACAAAGGGUGUUUCUUUUUUCCUCUGUUUAUUUGCGUUUAGUUAAUUUCCUCCAAUUUUCUCCUCUGAGUUAAUUUAUGCAUUCGGAAGUGUUUGGUUGUUAUUGUUAACAAUAUAGCACAAAGCAACAACAACAUUAAAUAACUUCAGACAUAAAUAUAGUUAAGGAUUACAAGUCAUAUAGUUAAGGAUUACAAGUCAUUGCACAAGAAUAAAACUUCAAUAAAUGUAUUGUCAUAAGCAAAUUGUGCUUUCAAUAUUUAUUAUAUCAGCUUGUUAUUUAUCAAACCAUUGGCCAAAGGGCCGGGUAAUUUUGAUAUAAUUUUGAAUGGAAUAAUUAUUGCUUGCUGAUUCUUUUUAUGUAAAAUAUAUGACUGAAAAUAUGUCACAGAUAAAGUUAUUGCAGAUUAUAUUUCUGUUCUUUAUUUCAACUGAAAUCAGAUGGAGAGCAACAUAGUAUGCAAUCUAAAAGACCAAACGAGAAAUUUUGUUAUACUUUUUUCAGCCUCUACUCAUAAAUCUGUUUCAAAUGAUGCCACAAUAAUAAUGAGUCUCCAGGCCUCUAAAAGACACACAAUUUUGCAAAGGAUACAUUUAAGAGCUAACCAAAGUUAAAAAAAAAUGAAAUGUCAUACUUUGUAAUCAAAAGAUAAACAAGGCAACAUACAGUUCAUAUACCGGUAAAUAUUGAAAUAUCUUUUAUGUAAUAGAUGAAAUUUAGUAACAUUUUCACGAUUAAGAAAGGGAGGGGUUUGCCUAGCGUAGCUGAUUUCUGUACAAGAUUGUUGUUUACAGUGUUACUAUAUGAUUGUCAUGAUACCUCGUUAUUGUCAUACAUAGUCCAUUCUCUGUCGUCUUCCUUUCUCUGUACAUUGUCCAUUAUCUGUGCGUUGUCCAUUCUUUAUCAUUUGUCAAUUCUGUGUCUAUCCGUGUUCAUCAUUUAACCCCUGAUUUUGUGUCUCGAGUAAAUUCACGUGACUGAGGUCAAAACUGUAUUGAGUAUUAUGAUUUUUGAAUGAGGCAAUACAGUUUUUAUAUCAGUAACUGUUCAUCAAAAAAUAAGUAAUUACUAUUUUGGCUUUUGAUUAAAAUUAUUUGGAUGAUUGAAUUUUGAUACAAAUUUUAUGAUAAAAAUCAGAUGUUUUACAAGACAGUUAAUGAAUUGAAAAUGUUUGUAUUAAAUAUUAGCCAAAUAUGAUUUAUUAUCCUUGUUGAAAAAGCAAUUAUUUAAUUUAUUUUGCUGAAUUUUGUUUUAUUGCAUGUUUAUGGAGAAAUAAGAUCUGAGAUAGUGUGAUAAUAGUGAAAGUGCUUCUUUAUGUUGUGAAAAUAUUAAUAUUUAAAUGUCUCAAGUGCAUGCAAAACCUUGUUUAGAAAUGAACUUGAAAACUUGGUUGUCAAUGAAAUGUCUCUCUUCUCUUAUUGUUCUUCAUAUCAAGGGCAAUAACUCUGUACCAGUUUAUGUAAGAGGUCUGCCCACAAUCCGCAAUAUAUAAUAUCCAUGAUAAUGAUUACAGGGGUUGGGGGAGGAGUGGUAGGGAGGGUUUUGGAUUUAAUAUAUGAAUAUACUAGAAGUAUGUCCUUAUGUUUUUUAUACGCUCGCUAUUUUACCAUUUUAUACUAGAGAAAUUGUUUUAUUAAGCCUCCGACUUUUGAUAUGAAUUUUUUUAUUUUAAAUUAAGUUGGUACUUGUUCUCUAUUAAUCAAAUAUGCAGUUUUAACAUGUUUAGCUUCUAAAGAGUUGUUACAAUUUAACCAUUUGUAACUUUGACGAGUACUCUGCUUGUUCUGUUCUCGUCAAUCGGAACACCUCGGUCAUUAUCCAACAGAAUCGACUCUAUCUCGAAGGUUGCCGGAGAUGGCCGAGUUGUAACGAUUGUUUUUUUUCGCAUGGACUGUUUUUUGUGGGUUAUUCGUCUUACGUGUUUUCACCCCUCAUUUUCAUAGCUUCAUGUAUUAUUUCAUUUUCAUCGUACCAUAGAAUAUGCUGAUAGUAAUGUGAAAUAAAAUAGUGUUUUGUUUAUAAAUAUUA
Molecule: messenger RNA, 9555 nt
Organism: Mya arenaria
Lineage: Eukaryota; Metazoa; Mollusca; Bivalvia; Myida; Myidae
Product: activin receptor type-2A-like
Exons: 7
Coding region: 205-1839 (544 amino acids)
Biological process (GO): activin receptor signaling pathway; protein phosphorylation; cellular response to growth factor stimulus
Cellular component (GO): plasma membrane; activin receptor complex
Molecular function (GO): activin receptor activity; ATP binding; activin binding
Source: RefSeq, a predicted model, not a curated record